Messenger RNA from Didymella exigua CBS 183.55, 1460 nucleotides. Its product is annotated as 6-phosphogluconolactonase. The record is from RefSeq and is a predicted model, not a curated record. Gene Ontology annotation, molecular function: 6-phosphogluconolactonase activity. The coding region runs from base 276 to 1205 and encodes 309 amino acids. Gene Ontology annotation, biological process: pentose-phosphate shunt; carbohydrate metabolic process. Lineage: Eukaryota; Fungi; Ascomycota; Dothideomycetes; Pleosporales; Didymellaceae. The transcript has a single exon.
AGUGCGUGGCCAUUGAGUACUUGUACUCGGCCUAUGCCUCUCCUGACGCUGCUCCCUAUCUCCUCAAGUCGCCAUGUCGUUGUUGAGCGGCCUCAGGCAUCAGGCUCUGGCGCAAUGCGCGGUAGCACAUCGGGCAGGCAUAUGCAAACGCUCGUGUCGGCCCAAUUGCCCGUGGCAAUCAGGCAGGCGGCGGUCGCGGGCCUCCAAUUUGACAGUCAUUGCGCCGCCUGGUUGAGAGGACGCACAGGCCGGUUCGAAGGGUUUCCAUCCCACAUAUGGGCCUGGUUGAGGUCUGCACGAUACGUCACUAUCGUGAGAAUCCGCCCGCCCCGCCAACGGCCGCUUGCUGCUUGUCCUGCCACAACCCCUCCACCUCGUCCCCCAAAAAUCACACCACACCACCUCGCGUCGCCAAAAUGGGAAAGCCACCAAAUCUAUACGCCUUUAAGAACGUCGACGAGCUCGCUCCGAGCCUACGCACCUACGUGCUGGACGCGCAGAAUACCGCGAUCAAGCGCCACAAUGUUUUUCGCGUCGCAGUCUCGGGAGGCUCUUUGCCGAAGACCCUUGCGCAGGCGCUGCUGAAGGAGACCAACGGCGAAGGAAAGCCACAGUUCGACAAGUGGGAAAUCUUCUACGCUGACGAGCGCGCCGUGCCCCUCGACCACGAAGACAGCAACCACAGGCUUGUGAAGGAGGAGCUGUUGGACAAGAUCCCGUCCGCGCUAGGCACACCCAAGGUCUACCCAAUCGACACCAAGUACCUGGACGACGUUCAAGAACUGGCUGACCAGUACGAGAAGACGCUUGUGAGCGUGUUCGCUGCACGAGACAGCGUCAAACUGCCCCUCUUCGACCUACUUCUGCUAGGCUGUGGGCCAGACGGCCAUACCUGCAGCCUGUUCCCCGGCUCUGACCUCCUGCGGGAAGAAGAUGCUUGGGUCCUGUACAUCACCGAUUCACCCAAACCCCCGCCCAAACGCAUCACCAUCUCCCUACCUGUCGCGCAGGCUGGCCUUCAGAUCGCCUUCGUAGCAACAGGCGCCGGCAAGAAAGACAUCAUGAAACAGAUCUUUGACUCAGACGAGGGACACCAGCUGCCGUGCGGUCUGGUCAACCACAAGGGCGAAGGGCGAGUCAGCUGGUUCGUCGACUACCCCGCCAUUGAUGGCGUAGCAUUCCCGUCUCGCCGCGGCAGCCUGUAGGUUGCGGACCACUUUAUUCGUGCAUAUCAGUCCCUUGCUUUCUUCGGAUCGAGAUUGGAAAGUCGUUCACUCUGCAUGCUGUAAGCCUUUGAUAGGUACCUUCAGAGCUUUCGUUUGUGCUUUCGCGAUGUAGACUUACCACGGCGUGCGGAGGUCGCCUCUCGAAGUAAGCAUUGGGCCACUCGCUCGCAGGUUCGAUACGAAUAGAUCAUGAAACCUUUCGUUCAAUAUACCUUCCACUUUGAUCAUCUGCAG